Papaver somniferum (opium poppy) is the source of this 2226-nucleotide messenger RNA. RefSeq names its product MLO-like protein 11. Gene Ontology annotation, biological process: defense response. The coding region runs from base 307 to 1977 and encodes 556 amino acids. Lineage: Eukaryota; Viridiplantae; Streptophyta; Magnoliopsida; Ranunculales; Papaveraceae. Gene Ontology annotation, cellular component: membrane. The transcript has 15 exons. The record is from RefSeq and is a predicted model, not a curated record.
AGUUUCUCGGAUUUGUUCUGGAAAGCCUCAUUACUUUGGAUAUUGAAAAUUUCAGAGUAAAUGAUGGAUACAAUGUUCAAUGACUGAAAACUGGUACUUAGUUCUGUACAGGUUUUGUGAGCGUCAAUGUAUAUUUACUCAUUGUGGCCAUGUCGAAAUAAGGUUUAAGUAACGAUUUGAAGGGGUUUUCUAUUGUUAAGCAGAAGCUUUAUAUCUGUACUAGUGGUGUUUCAAAGGUAUUUCUGGUUGAAUCUUAGAGUAAUAGAUACUACAUCCAAUUGGGAUUACGAAAAUUGUCAGUUCACGAUGGACGAAGACAACGAGGAAAUGCGAUCCUUGUAUUUUACACCAACUUGGUCUGUUGCCACCGUAUUGACGGUUUUUAUAGCUGUUUCAUUGCUUUUGGAGCGGGCAAUUCACCAUUUAAGUUCUUGGCUGCAGAAAACCAACCGGAAACCUUUAUACGAGGCUUUAGAGAAAAUGAAAGAAGAGUUGAUGUUGCUCGGAUUUAUGUCACUCCUCCUUACAGCGACCUCGAGAUUGAUUUCAAGUAUUUGCAUUCAUACUAAGUACUACGAGGGCACCUUCUCUCCAUGCAGCAGAGCUGAAAUUGAAAAAGCGGAUGGAGAUUCUCAUGAAGGCCGUAAGCUAUUUAUGGGUUCUGUUCUUCACCACUCCCUUCGGAGAGGGUUGAGUGAGUCGAAAGGAAAUACCUGUGAAAAGAACUAUGAGCCCUUUGUUUCAUACGAAGGUUUGGAGCAGCUGCACCGCUUUAUCUUUAUCAUGGCAGUAACGCAUAUAUUAUAUAGUUGCUUAACAAUGUUGCUAGCAAUUGUAAAGAUACAUAGCUGGAGGACAUGGGAGGAUGAGGCCCAUCAGUUAGACACUGAUGCAUUUCCUGAAACUGCUACAGAAUCAACAAUGAGAAGGCAAUCAAAUCUUGUGAAAUUUCAUUCGUCAAACCCUUGGAGUAGAAAUGGACUUCUUGUUUGGUUGGUUUGUUUUUUCCGACUAUUUGGCCAAUCCGUUCGUCGGACUGAUUACCUUACUCUUCGUUCAGGAUUCAUCGUGAAUCACAAUCUUGCAUCGAGAUAUGACUUUCACAGCUAUAUGGUUCGUUCUAUGGAAGAAGAAUUCCAAAGGAUAGUUGGUGUAAGUGUACCGCUAUGGGGAUUUGUUGUUGCUUUCAUGCUUUUUGAUGUCGAUGGGGCUGAUCUUUAUUUCUGGUUAGCCAUCAUACCCAUAGCUCUUGUUCUGGUGUUGGGUACAAAGCUUCAACAGAUUAUUGCAACCUUGGUAUGGGAAAAUGCUGGUGUAACUGGAUUCUUCUCAGACACACGGUUGAGGCCUCGGGAUGAACUUUUUUGGUUUAAGAAACCAAGGUUUAUCUUGUCCUUGAUCCAUUUUGUUCUAUUCCAGAAUGCGUUUGAGCUGGCUACAUUUUUGUGGUUCUGGUGGCAAUUUGGAUAUCACUCCUGCUUCACUGAAAAUCAAGGGUUUGUAUACACACGCCUCGUUUUGGGGUUUGUUGGACAGAUCUUUUGUAGCUACAGCACUUUGCCACUAUAUGCACUAGUUACUCAGAUGGGAACAAAUUACAAGGCAGCAUUGAUUCCGGAUAAAAUAAGAGAGACAAUACAUGGAUGGAACAAGGAAACAAAGAAGAGAAGGCGGCGUGGUAUCCUCCACGAUGACAGUACUGUGCACACAGAUACUAGCACAGUAAUUUCCAUUGACGAUGUUGAUGGUGAGUUUCAGAGUCCUUCCCCUGGAAGACAUCACACUAUCGAGUUAAAACCUAUCUCUACUACUGUUAGAAUCAAGCAUUCUGCAUUUGUUGAUGAAGGUUCGAGCAGAGUUGGUACACCUCUUCUUAGAACCUCAACAUCUAUUUGUUCUCCAUCUUACUCUGAGAUGCCAAAUGAAGAAAUUUCAAGGUCCCCGUCAAUGCCACAUCAAAGAAGAGGAUCAAUGUAACAGAUAGCAUUUCAGUAGGAUAUUUCAAUUUGUUGAGUUGUUCUGUCUAGACUCUAGAGAGUUAAUUGCGGAAAUCCGAUAGUACUACCAUCGUUAGUUCACAGGUGCAAUAGAUAUUCAAAGUAAUUGUUGUAUGAUGCCUUCAAGUUUUAAGUGGCUAUAGAGAAUCAAAAAUAAACUAUUCACAGUCUGAUCAGUACGUACAGCAGGAAAAACUGAAUAUUAUAAAUUUUUUGAUGCCAUUAAAUC